This is a messenger RNA of Quercus robur (English oak), 1722 nucleotides long. RefSeq lists its product as uncharacterized. Bases 1 to 1722 code for a protein of 573 amino acids. The transcript has a single exon. Gene Ontology annotation, cellular component: membrane. NCBI's taxonomy places the organism in Eukaryota, Viridiplantae, Streptophyta, Magnoliopsida, Fagales, Fagaceae. The record is from RefSeq and is a predicted model, not a curated record.
AUGGGUGGUGGGGAAUGUUUCCAAUUUGUGGUACAUGUGGUAAAAGGCAAAUGGUUCACGGUUUUUGCCUCAUUGUUGAUCAUGGCUGGAGCUGGUGCAACAUACAUAUAUGGAAUCUACUCCAAACAGAUUCAGAAAACUCUUGGUUAUGAUGAAGAUGCAAUGAAUAAGAUAACCCUUUAUAGAGAUGUUGGUGCAAAUGUAGCCAUUUUCGCUGGCUUAAUAGCUGAGGUGGUACCAACAUGGGUUGUGACCCUCAUUGGUGCCGCCAUGAACUUUGGGGGUUACUUCAUGAUAUGGAGAGCUGUCACAGGCAAAAUUUCCAAACCAAAAGUUUGGCAUAUGUGCGCUUACAUUGCCAUUGGAACCAACUCUCAGAACUUUGCAAACACAGCAGCUCUUGUCACCUGUGUCAAGAAUUUCCCGGAGAGCCGUGGCGUUGUUUUGGGACUAAUGAAGGGUCUCGUUGGGCUUAGUGGAGCUAUCUUAACACAAAUUUUCCUUGGUAUGUAUGAAGAUGAUUUGAAUUCUCUCAUUCUUCUCAUUGGUUGGCUCCCAGCUGCGGUAUCAGUGGUGUUUGUGUUCACACUCCGGACAAUGAAGACUGAAAGACAACCUAAUGAGCUCAAAGUGUUCCUACUUUUCUUCUAUUCAACAAUUGUACUUGCAUUUUAUCUCAUGAUUAUGACAUUGCUUGAGAAAUACGUUACUAUGGGCAACGCAGUGCAUUCAAAAAGUGCAAUUGUGGUUACUGUCCUGCUCUUCCUCCCUCUCUAUAUUGUCUUUAAAGAAGAGAGAACCCUCUGGAAAAAUAAGAAAGAGCGUGAGAAUCCUUCUCCUGAAAUGACCGUCGAGAAAUCAGAAGAUUCAGAACCCAAGCAGCUAGCAGAGGAGCCGAAAGGGUCUUGUUUUGCAAACAUCUUCAAUAAACCAGAAAGAGGAGAAGAUCACGGCAUUUUGCAAGCAAUACUAAGUGUUGACAUGUUGUUUAUCUUUGUCAUUUCGUUGUGCGGAUAUGGGACAAGCUUAACAGCAAUUGACCAAUUUGGACGCAUUGGCAAAGCACAAGGAUAUAGUGAUAGACUCGUAGGCUCCAUUAUUACACUAGUAAGCAUAUGGAAUUACUAUGGAAGAGUCUACUCAGGCUUUGUCUCAGAACUAUUGCUUAUGAAAUAUAAGCUUCCACGUUCGACUAUGAUGACAGUAGUGCUUUUCAUAUCAGGCAUUGGAAUGCUCUUCGUGGCCUUCCCUGAAAUCCCAUUUGCAUUUUAUGUGGCAUCAGUGCUGAUUGGAUUUUCAUUUGGUGCACAAGUACCAUUAAACUUGGCAAUGAUUUCUGAGUUCUUUGGCCUUAAGUACUACUCUACACUGUUCAAUUGUGCCCAAUUGAUAAGUCCACUUGGGUCAUUUCUACUAAAUGCAAAGCUCACAAAAUCUCUCUACUUCAAAGAGGCUACGAAGGACCUCAUAGCUAAGGGUGUGGAUACAUCAUCUGUGAAGGACCCAACUUGCAUUGGACACCACUGUUUUAGGCUGUCUUUCUCGAUUUUGGCCAUGGUUGCAUUCUUUGGAGCUUUUGCAGCGCUUUUAUUGUCGAAGAGAACGAAAGAAUUUUACAAAGGUGACAUAUAUAGGAAGUACAGAGUUAAAGAAGAUGAAGCAUAUAAGAGGUACAAAGGUGAAACAUAUACGAUGUUUAGAGAAGACUCUAAGGCCAACUAG